AAUCAUUCGAGCCCCAGUCAUCUUUGCACCCUGAAUUUCUGUCUUUUGGUGAUGCCUUCUAUAUUUUCUUUGUGUGCUCAAGACGUUCUUUAACCCAUUUGUGCUCCAUUAUGGCUCUGUUUGAAUCCGCCAACUGCGAUCGAAAUGCGACCGCUCCAACAGCCAGUGAUGCCGGCGUCGCAGGCGCUGGUAUCCUACUAUCGUUCAUGAUCACGGCGCUGCUCGCCAUCAUAUUAUCGAGCAGCGUCAUUUUUGCCGAAAUGCGAGGGAGAGACUCGGUCAUCCGACGGAAGCUGCUCAACGGUUAUAGCGACUCUCAAAUUAUGCAGGGAAUUGGUAUCCAGAGUGUUGGACUGGCCAAGAUGAACAGUCUGGUGCCGUAUCACUUCUUCCUCAUCUGGAUGCUGUCACUCCUUUCCAUGGCGACUCAUAACACGACACUUUUGGCCCUUAAACAAGAUUACCGCCGCGAUUGGGUGAUUCGAUGGUUGCGACAGUUUCUUAUGUUCGUCAACUUGGCGCUGUCAUGCGUGUCUGGCGUCUUUGUUCUCGAGGGUGUUUCAAAGGGUCUUGACGACAAAACUCUCCCCAUAUCCUGCGUGUGGGAAGUUGAGGGCAAAGGCGCUGCCUCAAACGCUGGUCUUUCUUACGUCGGCACAAUCGUCGUUAUUGCUGGUAACUGCAUCGUCUUUGGCCUGGCGACCUGGUAUCUUCACAGCAAGCAGCAAAGAUUCUACAAGAUCACCCAGAUUGUCGGGUUGGUGUUGAUGACAGCUAUUGCAGUUGGAGCAGCGAUUCGGAUUAUCCUGCUUUCCCAAGCAUUCGGCCACCCAUCGAUCGAGCUCAAAGACAAUGGCGAGACUGUAUGGAGCUUCGGUCAGCUUCUUUCCAUGCUGCUUCUUAUCCUUCCCUUGGUAAACGUCAUUGAGAUCUACCGAGGAGAGAUCCAAGUCCCAGGCCCAAUUCGAGACGAGCGAGCCAAAGUAUACGACGGUGAACUCCAGGAUAACCCACAGGGGUCGCGGACAAAUCUCUUCCAAAAGUAAGAAAUGCAGUCAGGAAGCAUGUCUUGGAUUGGGAGGAAGACCACCAAUUUGGUAAUAUGAAUGGGAAUAAAAGCAGGGACUGUGAUGAAGAAUGGGCUUUACUGCACGAAAGAUACCCUUUAUUCUUUCUGUCAUUAACGAAUAUUUAGAGAUUUGAAUCAUCCUCUCGGAUUGCAAGGAGUAGUUUGCGCUGGGCGCAGCUUCCUGUUUACUUAGGCAUCUACUAAGCCACCUAUAGAGAAAGAAAUUGACCCAUUGCGCUUGCCUUUACUAUUUCGACGCUCUUCGAUUACUCGCACUGGAACAGACAUCCACCUACCGGGUAGUCACCUUAAGAGAGCCUCUGACACGGCAACG
Molecule: messenger RNA, 1403 nt
Organism: Fusarium oxysporum Fo47
Lineage: Eukaryota; Fungi; Ascomycota; Sordariomycetes; Hypocreales; Nectriaceae
Exons: 3
Coding region: 111-1046 (311 amino acids)
Source: RefSeq, a predicted model, not a curated record